Molecule: messenger RNA, 2206 nt
Organism: Branchiostoma belcheri (Belcher's lancelet)
Lineage: Eukaryota; Metazoa; Chordata; Leptocardii; Amphioxiformes; Branchiostomatidae
Product: neuronal acetylcholine receptor subunit alpha-6-like
Exons: 9
Coding region: 762-2204 (480 amino acids)
Biological process (GO): synaptic transmission, cholinergic; signal transduction; regulation of membrane potential
Cellular component (GO): synapse; neuron projection; acetylcholine-gated channel complex
Molecular function (GO): acetylcholine binding; acetylcholine receptor activity; extracellular ligand-gated monoatomic ion channel activity
Source: RefSeq, a predicted model, not a curated record
GUCAUCCACAAAAAUUACUUGCUGUGGCCUUAUCAUGAAAAUAAGACGAUUUCCCUCUACAUCCCCCCUCCCCACUACUUUUCGACAAAAGACAAGAUUUAACCCCAAAAACAGGAAGUUCAAAUGAGAUUAACUGAACUUCCUGUACGUGAGUCACAGUCGGCCCACUACUACGGAACAGAUCUUUUCUCGGAAAGCAUGAUAACAGAUUGCUUCUUCCCACCAAGAGGACUCAUUUACACUACCCAGACUGUUCAGCGUAAGACAAUAUAUUCGCGCCUUGCCACCAGCGGGGUGAAAUUACCCUAUUUUCCGCUUACAUUAUACUCACGAGCCGCUACGGGGAGGUUCAACGUAUUGUGGAUUAUAGGAAGAACAAUUCCUGACUUCAAUCGUUCGUGGGAAUGUCACCAGUUGGGACCAGUGCUUUUUGUGUUUACCUUGGAACUGUUAGCCUGGGUACCGAACCUUUGGUCGGCUUGGCGGUAAUUUUUCGGCCUGUAAUACCAAGCACAGGCGAGUUAUGCCACGGACCUAUCUCCAGCUGGUUUCCCUGUAUCCGCUGACUUCCUGUAUUACGCUUAGUCUUCUUUUGCCGCCGACCGAAGAAAGCUAGCCUGGUUGGCGGCCCCAAACGCUCUCGGCGCCGAAAGGAUAGCGCUGAGCUCACGGUGGUCUGGUUAACCAGGCUAUGGAACUGUAUGCACAGUGGUGUAGACGGUAGAAGGAUCUUGUUGUAGAGAUCUAUUUGGGUCGACAAGAUGCAAGCAAGCUGGCGUCCAUGCCUGGUACUGCUGACAUCCGCUCUAGUCGCCAUGUUCAGAGGAAGCUCGGGAAACGUUACCGAGAAAGAUCUACUUGACCGACUGGUGACCGGGUACAGAACGGACGCACGGCCGGUGAAGAAGAGCUCUGCUCCCGUCAGAGUUACCAUUAAUGUCGCCUUAGCACAACUGCUGGACGUGAAUGAUCGAGAUCAACAGAUUGAAGGAAUAAUGUGGAUGAGACUGUAUUGGACAGAUGAAUAUCUAGUAUGGGAUCCAGAUGACUAUUGCGGUCUUGAGGCUGUUCGGAUGCAGGGAGGCAGCAUUUGGAGACCUGACAUUGUUCUUUAUAACGGUAUCGUCCAGAAAGGCUUCGCCGAACUGCCUGACACAAAGGUGACCAUCACGGCUAACGGCUCGGUGACGUAUCUCUACCCGUUCACGUUCAAGGCUUCGUGCAAAAUCAACGUCAUAGACUUUCCCUACGACACACAGAAGUGCCCCUUCAAGUUUGGGUCGUGGACCUACGACGCUCAUGCCAUCGAUGUCACCAACAUGUAUUCAGAAGGUGAUCUGUACCAGUACAAAAAGAACGGAGAAUGGGACGUGAUCAAGUUUGUGGCUAAGAGGAACGAAGUAAAAUACAGCCCCUCGGAUGUACCGUACGUUGACGUCACUUAUACGCUGGCCAUUGAACGACAGCCGCUGUUCUACAUCUACCACAUCUUCGCACCAUGCAUCGUCAUUCUUCUAAUAAGCUUGCUGAGCUUCAGCAUUCCGCCAGAUUCCGGUGAGAAACUGUCUCUGAGCAUCACGAUGCUGCUGUCUCUGAUCGUCUACAUGCACAUGGUCAUAGUGUCUCUGCCGGCAACGUCAAACUACAUCCCUCUAAUAGGUACUUUCUUUGGCAUCAUCAUCCUCGUCGUCGCCAUGUCCACCAUUUUGAGCAUCCUCACCAUCGCGCUAAACUUCACAUACACAACCACCAAGCCGCCCUACUGGCUCAAACAGCUACUGGGGUUGACAGAAAAGUCCUGCUGGCUUGACUGUCUGUUCUGUGGCUGUGUUAGGCUGGCAAAACAGUAUCAACUUGACAGAUACAGUGAGAGGGAAAUACAUCAGAGAGCAGAGUACUACUGUAACACAUCUGCAGAGGAAUUCGCCAUGUUGCCUUCACAGAUGAACAUUGAAGACAAUUCUGGCAAUGGGAAGCAAGGCCACUUUCGUGAACAGUUAGAGAACAGUGAAGAACUUUUGCCCAAGCUUGAUGGAGUCGUCAACAAACUGGAAGCCUGGAAACAGGAUCAACUCAAGCAUACGAAGAAAGAGGCUGUGUCGAACGAGUGGAAAACUGUAGCAUCUAGACUGGACCGAGUUUUUCUGCUGAUAUUUCUUGCUGCAUGUGUAAUAGUCAGUUGCACUAUGACAUAUGUAACGUAAAG